GAGAUUUUCGCCACCCCACACCUGGCGUAGGUUUGAAUAACACCUACACACUCGGUGAGAGAGAGGGUGGCGCAGGUUAGCAGUAGCCAGUCUCUGGCAUAUUCGAAAUUCGAAAUCAAUGAAAACCCUAACAACAGCGUCCUUCUCAUUUCCAAUCACCGGCAGCAGCAGGCGUAGAUGCACGUCUCGAGCCUCUUUCUCGAUCUCUCGCCCCUUCUGCAAUUCAUCUUCACUGCUCUCAUCCUCGCCAUUGGAUUUCUCUACCUCCUGAACGCCACGGCUUCCAGCUACUUCGUCGUCGACGCGGAAUUCGACGGUGAAGAACCUGCCGACGAAUUCCGGGCCCCACUGCAGCAGAACCAGAUGCUGGCUUGCGGCGGCAGAGGCGACACUUGCUUCAUCUGCGACGGCCCGGCCAGCAAGCAGUGCUCUGGAUGCAAGGCCAUCCGAUACUGCUCUCCCACAUGCCAGUCAAAGCAUUGGAAAGCAGAUCACAAAUUAGAAUGUAAGGAAUUAAGGUUAUUACGCAAUAUAGGUUCAAUAAAAUCUGACAGUAGUAACUGUGAAAGGAGGAAAGCUUCUGGAUGGGCUGAUAUUUUUAGUAGUACAGCUUCACCAGUGCCUGGCCGUGGAACGUGUAAUGUACUCCAACAACCAAAGAAGGUUCUUUUCCCAUACGAUGAAUUUGUGAAACUGUUUAACUGGGACAAUCCAGGGUGUCCAUGGUUCCCACCUUGCGGGCUUCUAAAUUGUGGUAACAGCUGUUUUGCCAAUGUUGUUUUACAAUGUCUUACAUGCACACGGCCACUUGUUGCCUACCUGUUGGAGAAAGGCCACUCAGGAGAAUGCAAUCGGAAUGAUUGGUGCUUCUUAUGUGAACUUCAGUGUCAUGUUCAUAAAGUGAGCCAGAGUCUGCAUCCCUUCUCCCCAAUUAAUAUUCUUUCUCGAUUACCUAAUAUUGGUGGUAAUCUUGGCUAUGGAAAACAAGAGGAUGCUCAUGAGUUCAUGAGGUUUGCGAUCGAUACAAUGCAGUCAGUUUGCCUCGAUGAGUUUGGAGGAGAGAAGGUCCUGGAUCUUAGCACUCAAGAGACAACCCUCAUUCAACAUAUAUUUGGUGGCCACCUCCAGUCACAGGUUAUAUGCACAAAGUGCAAUAAGAUCUCUCAUCGUUAUGAGAAUAUGAUGGAUUUAACUGUUGAAAUUCAAGGAGAUGCUGCUUCUUUAGAGGAUUGCCUAGACCAGUUCACAGUUAAGGAAUGGCUUGAUGGGGAAAACAUGUAUAAAUGUGACCGAUGUUGUGAUUAUGUCAAGGCAUGGAAGCGGCUCACUAUUUAUCAGGCUCCAAAUAUCCUAACCAUCGCUCUCAAGAGAUUUCAGAGUGGGAGGUUUGGUAAAUUGAACAAGAGAGUGACUUUUCCAGAGACUUUAGAUCUCGGUCCAUACAUGAGUGAAGCAGGAGAUGGUGCCGAUGUAUACAAGCUUUAUGCUGUUGUUGUCCAUGUAGACAUGCUGAAUGCUUCAUAUUUUGGCCAUUACAUUUGCUAUACCAAGGAUUUCAGUGGGAACUGGUAUCGGAUUGAUGACUGUAAGGUCAUGAAAGUUGAAGUGGAGGAGGUACUUUCUCAGGGAGCUUAUAUGCUUCUAUAUAGCAGGAUAUCUGCGAGGCAGCCUGGUGAUAAGCCCAAGCCCCUGGAAGCUGAAUGGGAGGAGGAAAAAGAGUCAGCAGAGGUGGCCGAAGAAGCAUUCCAGGCUUCGGUCGAAUCUGUUGAAUCAUCUGACUUUGCUCAGCCAGUGAACCCUGUUAGUGCUUCUUGCUGCUUCUCUUCUGACACUGAACUGCAGUCAACCGAUUCUGACACUGAGCUGCAGUCAACUGGUCCUGCCGAAAUAGUUCCUGUAAACAUAAGAGAAGAACCUGAGGAUAUGGAUUUUUCCAAUGCCAUCAAGGUUAUUUCUGAGCCUGUGAGAGAAGCUCGAAACGACAUAGGGUUGGGUUACUCGCCAAGUUGCUCAGGGUCUGUGGAUCUUGAACUAGGGAAUUGGAAUCACUGCUCUCAUGCCUCAUCUGCUGAGCUUAUGCAUUUAGUUUCCGCUGAUUCAGCUUCAUCUAGCGAGCUGUCACCAUCCAUCGGGCCUACAGCUGAAUGCCGAGAACCCAACACUCGUUCUAUGGCAAAUAGAAGUUCCGAAGAUGAAAAUGUCAUAAGGAUCAAUUGGGAUGGAGGGUUCCUGCUACCAGAAUCCUCAUCAAACGACUGUAUCAUCAACCAGAAGUCUGAGGCAUCAUCUGAUGAUUCUCCUGAUGCUUUAACCUCAUUUCCAAACUCCCCAGAUGAAGCAAAUCUUUCUAGCUUCACAAGUUCAGAUGGAGCAGCGAUGAUCUGCGAUCCAUCAUUUUCAAGAACUGCAAUUACUAUCUCACAGAAGGUUUUCCAGGCAGCUGAGAAUGCAGCACUUGAAGUCUCAACACUGUGUGGAGAUACAUCUGUUAGUGGCAGAAAGAAGUCCAUGGAGAAAGGUGGGAAGACCCAAUUGGAAACAGUUGAAUACGGUCAUUCCUGCAUGGUCGAGAGAAGCAGCAAUGGUUUUGCAGAAGUUGCUGAAGUUGGCUGUUCCUGCACAGUCGAUAGCAAAUGCAAAUGCAGUGGGGUUUCCGAAAAUGUUUCUGCUCAUCAAAACCAUAGUAAUGGUAGUGACGAUCAUGAUAGUUUGGAAAUGAUGAUGUGUGGAAACCAUGAGAAGAGGUUUCUGAGUGAAGUUGAGGCACCUGAUAGAGAAACUCCUAUAGAUGGGCCCCAAUAUCCUGACUGUAACGGAUGUGCUGAACCAACCUUUUCUGAUAAAAAAGGCAGUAAGGUUUACAGCUGUGAUGUGGGACUUGAGACACUUGGUGGGGAUGGCAAUGAUCUGUCUUUGUCUUCCAAGAAACCUCUGAAUGUCGACGAGAAAGCUGAGGAACAUGCCAAAGCCGUUCAUCCCAUGAAGGUUGAAACCAACUGCAAUGGAUGGGUUGGUCCACUCAUUGCUGAUCAAAAUGGAAGUGGGGUUUACAAGCACGAUACUACAUCAACCCCCAUCUGUGAAAAUGGAAAGGGUGUCACUUUGGACCACGGAAAGCCAUUGAUUUCCCCAGGUUUUCUUAACAAUCCGCCGAGAAAGAAGUCGCAUAAGAACUCUGAAGCAGUGAGAAAAAAUCCAGGCGGAGCUGUCUGUGAUUCCUUUAAUCUUACAAACAGCAGCAAUGCCAAUGGAAGCAUGAUUUGCAAUCAUGAUUUGGGGCCCACUACUUCCCAAGAAAGCGACAGAGAUGGCUAUAUAAAUUGCAAACGGCAGAGACAUGAGCAUGGUUGUUUCUAGAGUCAAAUCGAGAAGGAGAUGGAAGGAGAAGAGACAUGGGCUGUGACCUGCUGGAUUUGGAGAUUCAAAGGAUCAAAGAACAUUGGCAGGCUGGCCUUAUCAUUUGAUGAUUUAAGGUGCAUUCUUUCCCCCUUAUUCAAAUUUUUUUUUUCAUGGUCCCACUACAAAUAGGAAAAAGAAAGAAAAAGUGGUGGAUUUGAGCCCUUAUGGGUUUUCAUUAUUGUAGAAGCCCAUAAGCUCCUAUUCCAUGUUUUCCAAACUAUAAAUAGUCCCAUAUUGGGUUUUCAUUUCGUAGCUUCCUUUCUUUUCCCCUCUUCAGAAUAGAAUAAUAGAUUGAUACCAAAAUCAAAGUCUUUUGGUUUUCA
Molecule: messenger RNA, 3722 nt
Organism: Magnolia sinica
Lineage: Eukaryota; Viridiplantae; Streptophyta; Magnoliopsida; Magnoliales; Magnoliaceae
Product: ubiquitin carboxyl-terminal hydrolase 18-like
Exons: 11
Coding region: 178-3357 (1059 amino acids)
Biological process (GO): protein deubiquitination
Cellular component (GO): nucleus; cytosol
Molecular function (GO): cysteine-type endopeptidase activity; cysteine-type deubiquitinase activity
Source: RefSeq, a predicted model, not a curated record